This is a messenger RNA of Plutella xylostella (diamondback moth), 1377 nucleotides long. RefSeq lists its product as uncharacterized. The record is from RefSeq and is a predicted model, not a curated record. NCBI's taxonomy places the organism in Eukaryota, Metazoa, Arthropoda, Insecta, Lepidoptera, Plutellidae.
GCUGUCAAAAGUUCCAAAUAAUGUUCUGUGUUGCGAGCUGUGAAUUUUGUUUUUGUUUGCGUGUGUAUUUCAAUUAAAUUUUGCAAACAUGACUGAAUCAGACGGGGAAAUAGAAUAUUUAGACGAAGAUGCCGACAUCGUGGAGAAGUGCAUUCAAACCGCGCUCCCGGUGGUCCCUGAAGUGGUGUUAAAGCCGGCACUUGAAAAGCUAACCUCUAUCCCGGAUGCUACAGCAAAACCAUUGCUCGUUGAGCGGUCCUCGAAGAAAAAGCGUGUGUAUGAUAAUGCCGGAUCCGAUUACGAUCCUUCUGAGGACUUAAGGCCGGCGAAGAGACCCAACAGAUCCCGCCAAAGCCUUAAUAAGUCCGGCGGAAACAAAUCUCUUCAGGCCACCACACCGAAAGCUCAGCAACCAAAACAAGCCACCUCGAUAUCCGAGCCUAAUGCUAUUGAGCCGAAAGACAUAGAGUCACGGAGAAAACUUGACAUAAAGAUCCCGGAUUACGAGGAUCCAUUGUGUUUGCCGGUCAAGUUGGUUAAACAUGAUGGUGCAGACGUGAGAAUGCUUAGAACCUGGAAUAAGUUGUGUCUGGACCGCCUAAAGGUUGCUGAUGAGGGCCUGAGCCCCAAGUCUGGGGAGGCGGUCGGGUCAAGGAGGUCUAUUGUGCUGAGACAUGUGAAGCAUAGUCAGACUGGUAAACUAGAGCUAACAGUCUGGAACAAGACAUCGGUGGAGAACAGUGAGGGGGAGAAGAACUCGGAGGUAUUCCAGGCUGUGCUGCCGAGGUUCCGCGAGAAGACGGUGCUAGACUUCACCAUGCCACCUGCCAAGAAGAAACAGGGUACAAAGACAUCUAGCACAGUACUGUUGACCAAAGAAGGAGAUGCUCUGAUUGCCUACAAACCUGAAGAGGCCAUUUCAGCUGUAUACCAAUUGAAAGAGGCUCCUGAAACAGAAGACGCGGACGCAUCGAUCUCCCGCCGCUACGCUCACGAGGUGGCUCCGUGCCGCGUGUGCGCCGCCUGCCACCAGGCCAGCAGUAGACCCGCCAAGGAGGGGGGGAGCAGUAAGAGCAUACCGUGCAAGGUGUGCCAGCGCUCGUUCGUGAGCGUGUACAACCUGCUGUCGCACACGCGCUGCCACGAGCCCAGAGAGAUACGCCGCCAGAAGAGGCAGAUCUCCAGUUCGCUGGCUAAGAUAGUAGAAUACCACUACAAGUGUCGCAUCUGCCAGCAGAAGUUUCCCUUCAUCAAGGAUCUACGCAAGCACGUCACUAAGCACCGAGCUACUGAGAAGUUCCUAUGCGAGGUCGGCAACCACUGGACGUUCUAACGAGAUGACUAUGAAAUGUAUGUGUGUAAGGUAAAUAAAUAUAU